Molecule: messenger RNA, 6290 nt
Organism: Setaria italica (foxtail millet)
Lineage: Eukaryota; Viridiplantae; Streptophyta; Magnoliopsida; Poales; Poaceae
Product: probable histone acetyltransferase HAC-like 1
Exons: 17
Coding region: 472-5640 (1722 amino acids)
Biological process (GO): positive regulation of transcription by RNA polymerase II
Cellular component (GO): histone acetyltransferase complex; transcription regulator complex
Molecular function (GO): zinc ion binding; transcription coactivator activity; chromatin DNA binding
Source: RefSeq, a predicted model, not a curated record
CCCGAAUCAGCGCAGAUCCGCGAUUGGUCGACGCCUCCUCCCCCUUCUCCUUCCCCGCGUCGCUCGGCCCCGACAAUUUUCCCCCAAAUCCCCCUCCACCUCCCCCGACCUCCUCCGAAUCCGCGACCCCCGCCGCCCCGGCAAGCGCCGCCGGCCGCCGCUCGCCGCCGUACGACCUUCCCCUUUCCGAAUCGCAGCGGUCACCGCCGGCCGCCGCCCCCCGGCGUGGCCCCGCGGGGAUUCUAGGGUUUCGGGCGGGCCGACCCCACGGGUCCCUCCCAAUUCGCGGGCCCGGCUCCACGCCCCGGCGCCCCCCGCGGCCCCGGACCGGCGCGCGCGGCGUCUGAUCGCUGCUGCAUGGUCGUCGCCAGCUGCCCCCCGCGUGGGCGCCAGCGCUCGCUCGUGCUGCGCUGACGCAUGACACCGCUGGGGCUCUGUGCGGGAUGACCUGAGGUUUGGCUGGCAGCGAAGAUGAAUGUGGGGCAGGCUGCCCACCUGUCCGGGCAGAUGUCCGGGCAGGCAGCGCAGAUGAAUCAGGUCGCCAACAGCGGUGUCGGCGUUGGUGUUGGCGGUGCCGACGGGCUCCAGCAGCACCAGCCGAUGCAGGAUAUGGCGUCCCUCACAGGAACAGACCAGCAGUUUGUCAUGCUACGCACCACUAUGCGCGAUAGGAUAUUCGAGUGUCUAGGAAGGAAACAAUUAUCAGCUGAGUGGCGGAAGCGGUUGCCGGAACUGGCGAAGCGGCUCGAGGAGAUGCUGUUUAGGAAAUUCCCAAAUAGGAAUGAAUACUACAAUAUGAUGAAUGGACCAGUUGAGCCACAAUUGCAAUUUGCUAUUAAGACCCUGAGUGCUCAGAACCAACAAAAUCAACAAAACCCACAAAUGUCAAGGCAAAUAGCAUCUUCCUCUGGCUAUGGAACGAUGAUUCCAACACCUGGUAUGACACAAGGCACCAGUGGAAAUUCUAGGGUUCCUUAUGUCUCAGACAACAAUACUCUUUCAUCAUCUGGUGCAGGCAUGGUUCCUCAGAAUGCCAACAUGGGUACCUCGAUGCCAGGCUCUAUGUCUAACGGGUACCAGCAUUCAAAUAACACCAUUACACAAAAUUCUACCCCAAAUAGCAUCCAAUCAGCAAUGGGUUCAGUUGGUGUUCAGCGACAACUACCUCAUAUGAUCCCAACUCCAGGAUUCAGUAAUCAACAGAAUGUACCUGUCAAUCCUGAGUAUUCAAAUGGAACUGGAUAUUUCAAUGGUGAUUCAGCUGUGGCACCACAUAUGCAGCACCAGAAGCAAUUUUCUAGCAACCAAAAUAGCAAUCAAAUUCAGCACAUUGGGGGCCACAGUAAUUCUGGAAUACAUUCAAGCAUGCUGGACAACUCAUCUGCAUAUGGUUUAUCAGAUGGGCACAUGAAUGGUGGAAUUGGAUUGCAUGGGUCAAACAUGCAGCUAACAAACAGGACUACGGCACCAGAAGCAUAUAUGAACAUACCCCCCUAUGGCAGUUCGCCCAAACCUCUGCAGCAACAAUUCAAUCAGCGCUCUCAGCAGAGAAUACCGACAUCAGUUGAUAUGGCUGGUUCCGGCAGCUUUUAUGCUACUGGCUCUACACCUUUAACCACAGCAAAUAGUCAGAGCAUGAAUGUUGCAAAUUUGCAGUCUAGAUCAAGAAUGAAUCCAAUGUUGGUUAACAAUCAGUUAAACAUUCAGUCCAUUCAACCACAGCCUCAGAUAAAAACUGAGGUUUUGGAUCAACCAGAAAAGGUGAAUUUUCAGUCAUCACAGUUGACUCAUGACCAACUAAUACGCCAGCACUCAAUGCCGCAACAUCAGGUGCAGCCUAAUUCCCAGUUUGUUCAAAAUCAGUAUCAUAUAAGUCAACAGCAGCCAAAUCCACAGCAUCAGCAGGCUAUGCUGAGGAGCAAUUCCUUUAAACAGUCUCAAAUGGCUUCCAGCCAUUCAAUGCAACUGUCAGAACAGGGGACUCUGCCACACACUGAAUUGGUAUCUUCACAAGCUAGUGAUCCUGUUGAUAUUCCAAGCUUCCAGGGUCAAUACCAGCAAAGAAAUGCUCUUGACAAUGUUAAAGGAGGGCAGAUGUUUGGUCAUCUAUCCGGCUCUCAAAAUUUUCAUGCUUCUGCCUCACAUGGUUCACAGCAAUUGUUGCCCUCUAAUCCGCAGCUUGAUGACGGUUCCAAUGAUGUAAGCUACGUGCUGAAAGGAUCACAGACAGAGCAAAUUCUGCGGCCUCAGUGGCAGCCACAAACAACGGAAAAGGCUCCUGUGACUACUAAUUCAUCACUUGAAAAGCAAAUACAUGAAGAUUUUUGUCAAAGUACCAUGGCCCAGGAUGGGGUGCAACAACCAUUUUCAUCUGAUUGGCGUCUUUCUCAUUGCACUGUGACUUCAAUUGAUCCUGCAGUGCCAAAGCCCCUAGCUGGAGGAUUUGAGCAGGUCACUGGAAAUAUCCAUUACCUCCGUCAGAUAAGGUGGUUGCUGUUACUGUUUCAUGCAAAAUCAUGCACAUAUCCUGUUGGGAGUUGUAAGUUCCAUGGCUGUGUUCAGGUGCAAGAGCUUUUGAAGCAUUUUCAGAACUGUCAAAGAAAAGAUUGUUCGUACAGGAGCUGCAGUAGGUCAAAAAUGGUGUCUCACCAUUAUAAAACUUGUGUCGAUGAGCAGUGUCCUGUAUGCAGCGUUGUAAGGAAGUUUUUGCGCCAAUCAACUGAACAGGCAGCUAAGCAAAAAGCUCUUGAGUCUAGAAAACUUGCUCAACAAAAUGUGACCCAAAGAAUCAUGAAUGGGGUAGAAGGUGAUAGAAUGGAUGUUGACCCAGUGUCAGCUGAAGUAUUUGAUGAUCAACCAUCUGUACCAAAACGUUUGAAAAUGCAGCCUCCAUCACCCAGUGCUCCAGCGAAUGAUAUCUCUCUAACCUCCAAUCCUCAUGUAAACCCAGGCUUUGUACUGCAGGAAACACAGCCUGAGCUUGAGCACAGUAACAGAGCAACAUAUCCGAAACGGGAGGUAGAUAUAAAGGCUGACAUGCGAGCUCCGCAAAAGCCCAUAAAAAUUGGUUAUGGUAUUGAUGGAAAUGUGACUACAAGGCAUAAUAUGAUUAGUGGUGUUCCCAAUGAGAUGAACUCUCAUAUCAAGCAAGAAAACUUGUCCAUUGAUAAAGAGACAAGUGAAACGGCUCUUGAGGUUAAGAAUGAAACAGAUGAUCCAGCAGAUGCCACAGUGUCUAAAUCAGGAAAACCAAAAAUAAAAGGUGUCUCAUUGACUGAAUUGUUCACUCCAGAGCAAAUAAAGGAACAUAUUGACAGUCUGAGGUUGUGGGUUGGUCAGAGUAAGGCUAAAGCUGAAAAGAAUCAAGCUAUUGGUCACUCUGAGAAUGAGAACUCUUGCCAGCUCUGUAGAGUGGAGAAACUUACUUUCGAACCUCCACCAAUAUAUUGUUCUCCUUGUGGAGCUCGGAUAAAGCGAAAUGCACCAUACUACACUGUAGGUACUGGUGAUACACGCCAUUAUUUCUGUAUCCCUUGUUACAAUGAGUCUCGUGGUGAGACUAUUGAGGUUGAGGGCCAAGCAUUUUUGAAGGCCAAAUUAGAGAAAAAAAGAAAUGAUGAGGAAACGGAAGAAUGGUGGGUUCAGUGUGACAAGUGCGAAUGCUGGCAACAUCAAAUUUGUGCUCUAUUUAAUGGCAGAAGAAAUGAUGGAGGACAAGCUGAAUAUACUUGCCCCAAUUGCUAUGUUGAGGAGGUGAAAUGUGGGCUACGCAAGCCUUUACCACAGAGUGCUGUUCUUGGGGCAAAAGACCUGCCAAGAACUGUUCUUAGUGAUCAUAUAGAAGAUCGGCUCUUUAAACGGCUUAAGCAGGAGAAACAGGACCGUGCAGCUGCUGCCGGGAAAAAUAUUGAUGAGAUUCCUGGAGCGGAAGGUCUUGUGGUCAGAGUUGUUUCAUCUGUGGAUAAGAAGCUGGAGGUUAAAUCACGUUUUUUGGAAAUUUUUUCAAAAGACAACUACCCUAAGGAGUUCCCUUACAAGUCCAAGGCUGUUCUCUUGUUCCAGAAAAUAGAAGGUGUGGAAGUAUGCCUAUUUGGAAUGUAUGUUCAAGAAUUUGGUGCAGAGUGCUCUUUCCCAAACCAGCGCCGUGUUUAUUUGUCAUACUUGGAUUCUGUUAAGUACUUCAGACCUGAGAUUAAAACAGUGUCUGGAGAGGCCUUACGUACAUUCGUGUAUCAUGAAAUUCUGAUAGGAUAUCUUGAAUACUGUAAGCAGCGGGGAUUCACAAGCUGUUACAUAUGGGCUUGCCCACCUUUGAAGGGUGAAGAUUACAUCUUAUAUUGCCAUCCUGAGAUUCAAAAGACUCCAAAAUCUGACAAACUGCGUGAGUGGUACUUGGCCAUGCUGCGUAAAGCUUCUAAGGAGGAAAUUGUUGUUGAGCUGACCAAUCUCUAUGAUCAUUUCUUCAUUACUAUGGGGGAAUGCAAGGCGAAGGUGACUGCUGCUCGCUUGCCGUACUUUGAUGGAGAUUAUUGGCCAGGAGCUGCAGAAGAUAUGAUCACUCAACUCCUUCAAGAAGAAGAUGACCGCAAGCUUCAGAAGAAGAGUAAGACAAAGAAGAUUAUUACAAAAAGAGCUCUUAAAGCUGCUGGCCACACAGAUCUCAGCGGGAGUGCUUCCAAGGAUGCUAUGCUGAUGCAAAAGCUUGGUGAAACCAUAUAUCCUAUGAAGGAAGAUUUCAUUAUGGUCCAUUUACAGUAUUCAUGUAGUCAUUGCUGUAUCCUUAUGGUGUCAGGAAGACGUUGGGUUUGCCAUCAAUGCAGAAGCUUUUACAUCUGUGACAAGUGUUAUGAUGCAGAACAACAACUUGAAGACAGGGAGAGGCACCCGAGUAACAGUAGAGACACACAUAUGCUCCAUCCGGUUGAUAUUGUCGGGGUGCCUAAAGAAACAAAAGAUAGAGAUGACAUCUUGGAAAGUGAGUUUUUCGACACCAGGCAGGCAUUUCUCAGUCUUUGUCAAGGAAACCAUUAUCAGUAUGACACACUUCGCCGUGCGAAGCAUUCAUCAAUGAUGGUGUUGUACCACCUACACAAUCCAACUGCACCAGCAUUUGUCACUACAUGCAAUGUCUGCUGUCAUGAUAUUGAAACUGGUCAAGGCUGGCGGUGUGAAGUUUGUCCAGAUUUCGAUGUGUGCAAUGCUUGUUUCCAAAAGGGAGCGGUCAAUCAUCCUCACCCGUUAACAAACCAUCCAUCAGCUGCAGACCGUGAUGCCCAAAAUGCAGAAGCUCGGCAAAUGCGUGUUCAACAGCUAAGGAAGAUGCUUGAUCUUCUGGUACAUGCAUCGACAUGCCGCUCUGGUAGUUGCCAGUAUCCUAACUGCCGGAAAGUCAAGGGACUAUUCCGCCAUGGGAUGCAAUGCAAAACACGUGCUUCAGGAGGGUGUGUCCUUUGCAAGAAAAUGUGGUACAUGCUUCAACUCCAUGCCCGAGCUUGCAAAGAUGCAGAUUGCAAUGUGCCGCGGUGCAGGGAUCUCAAGGAGCACCUUAGAAGGUUGCAACAGCAGUCUGAUUCCAGGAGGAGGGCUGCUGUAAAUGAAAUGAUGAGGCAAAGAGCGGCGGAAGUCGCCGCAAAUGAGUAGUCGCGUCUGUACAGGUAUACUUUGUGGAAAGAGGAUAGGAAGUAUGCAGGGUUGCACUCCUCACUCCCACACCAAGGGGAAAGCUUGGGAUGGUUGAAUUAUAGGAUGUAGGUAAAGAACAGCCGCUUCGCAUGGAUUCUUCCGACCAAGGUCUAGGGCAUCCUCAGCCUAUGGCCGUAUAGGCUCGGGAGCCUGUGCGCCUUCCUCCAAAAGAGCUGAAGCAGAAGGGUGCAGCACCGUAGGCUGUAACUGUUUGUCUGCACCCCCUCCAGUGCUAACCAGCUCCACCCUGCUUCCUGUGCUGAUGUUGUCGUUGCCGUCAUCGUCGACAGGACGCAACCCUUGGGCGUGGUGAUUCUUUGAUUUGACCUGUACUAGCUGAACUGAUCUUUCUUGUUGCUGCUUGCUGAUGGUGUAUAAUAGGUGUCCCUGAACAGUGUCAGUCAUGUAUUGCUGAAAAAUUUGGUGUAGAUGUUUCCCUCUCCAGUUUCUUCUUGUCCCAGUCCAGGAGAGGGAUAUAGGUUAAAAAAGGGUAAAAGGGACGGGCGUUAUUGGACAAGUAUUUGUUUAUUUCUGCCCCCCAUUUUGUAGAACGCAUCUUUGUUUAAAGUAUAAAGCAAAGUAAAUCCACCAUCUCGUCUCUUUUUGAA